CAACUGGACAGACCAGCGCACCCGGAAAAGCUUUUAAAACCGCUGAGCAUGUGUUUACACUGAAGUGAGCGAGCUUCAACUACAUUAUUAUAAAAAUAACUAAACCAACAUGUCUUCAAAGAUUCACAGUAACGAAGAUAAUUGUGAAGGAACGUCUGCUCUUAAGGAGGAAUUGAACAUCAAGAUAAAGGAGCAGAAGGUUGUAGUGGACGAGCUCUCCAAUCUGAAGAAAAACAGGAAAGUCUACGUCCAGCAGAGGAACAGUAACAUAUUCUUCCUAGCAGACAGAGGUCAGACACUGGGUUCAUGUAAAAAGGAACUCGAUAACAUGAAAAAGCACCUGCAGGAUAUGUAAGGCUGACCUUCAUCACAACAAUGUGUGGCAUCUUUUGUCUGCUGAGU
Messenger RNA from Anoplopoma fimbria (sablefish), 402 nucleotides. Its product is annotated as ASNSD1 upstream open reading frame protein-like. The record is from RefSeq and is a predicted model, not a curated record. The coding region runs from base 110 to 355 and encodes 81 amino acids. Lineage: Eukaryota; Metazoa; Chordata; Actinopteri; Perciformes; Anoplopomatidae. The transcript has 4 exons.